This is a messenger RNA of Fibroporia radiculosa, 1665 nucleotides long. RefSeq lists its product as uncharacterized. The coding region runs from base 1 to 1665 and encodes 554 amino acids. Gene Ontology annotation, molecular function: acid phosphatase activity. The transcript is spliced from 7 exons. The record is from RefSeq and is a predicted model, not a curated record. NCBI's taxonomy places the organism in Eukaryota, Fungi, Basidiomycota, Agaricomycetes, Polyporales, Fibroporiaceae.
AUGUUGACCCGUUUCCUUCUGCUUUGUAGUCUGAGCUUUCCUCUCAUAGUUGCUAUUCCCGCUGGCUUAGUGCCAGAUCAGCUAGGCUUCACGGGACAUGGAGUCUUCCAAAUCCCUGACCCUACAGCUAGUUUCGGACGCCAUGACAGCUACUUCCCUGGGCCCAGUGAGGUAGGAUUUCCUGGCCCUACUGCGACGGGGUCCGAAGCUGCAGCAAUCGCCACUGCGCCCGCGGCUGCCCUGAAUCUUGAUACCUACCCCAUUAUAGCACCCUCGGUGCGAUACAGUGGAUCCAAUCCCGAGUUCAAUCCAAUGCGUUACUGGGGUAGCCUUACUCCCUGGUUCUCUGUUGGUGAUGCAUUCGGACUCCCGAACACCUCCCCGCAAGUCCCGGAUGGAUGCGAGCUGGACCAGGUACAUCUUCUUCAUCGGCACGGGGCGAGAUAUCGUACGCCGAUGCCUGGUGCGAAUGACUCCGAUUCUGGUCUACCUUCCGUCAUUGGGAGGCCUCACUUCAAGGCGAGCGGCCCCUUGCAGUUCUUGAAUACGUGGAAAGAUCUGCUUGGAGAAGAAAUUUUGACUCCAUUCGGUCGUGAUGAGCCAUUUAAUCUCGGCGUUGGAUUUAGGGUCAAGUAUGGCGAGCUGCUCAACAGAUUUAAACGCCACUUGCCCGUUUUCCGCACAUGUUCACAAGAACGAAUGGUUCAGACUUCGCUCAACUUCGCGGCCGGUUUUUGGGGAAUCCCAGAAUAUCUGACAUCGUAUCAUCAGCUAUAUAUUAUCGAGGCGCCAGGAUUCAACAAUACGUUGGCACCGUACAUGAAUUGUCCAAACGCUUUCGGAAAACACUUCCUUACUGGGAUAUAUGCUGCUGGCAAUUGGUCUGAGCUCUAUCUUGCAGAAACGGUCCCUCGAUUACAAGAGUACAUCAAGGGAUAUACACUUACCGUCAAGGAUGUAUCAUGGAUGCAGGAGACAUGCGCGUAUGAGACAGUGGCGCUUGGAUACUCGAAGUUCUGUGAGCUAUUCACGGAGGACGAAUGGAGGGGUUACGAGUACGCGAGUGACUUAUCAUUUUGGUAUGGCUUUGCAUUUGGAAACCCUGUCGCCGCGGCACAAGGAAUUGGCUGGGUACAAGAACUAGUAGCUCGUUUGACGAAGGAACGGCCUACAGUCUUCGAUACAAGCAUGAAUCGUACCCUCAAUAGCAACAAGAUCACUUUUCCUCUCGAUCAGCCGAUGUAUGUUGAUGCUACUCACGAUGCAGUGAUAGCUAAUGUAAUCACCGCUCUGAACUUUACGACACUGGCUGCAAAUGGCCCGUUGCCGAGCGAUCACAUUCCUAUUGACCAAGAAAGUUGUCUUCGUUUUACCACUCCUUCUCAUGCUCAUGUUUCAUAUGUGCAGACCUUCCGAGUACGAGAUAUUACGCCCUUCUCUGCGAACCUAGUAGCACAGGUGGUAUCGUGCGCCACGUCUGGUCGUACCAAGAAGAUGCCAUUUAUACGCUUCCUUCUGAACGACGGCGUGGUUCCAUUGACCGGGCUUGCUCACUGUGAGAAGCACAAUAGGGAUGGCCUGUGUCUUCUCGAAGACUUCAUCAAAGGUGCAAAGGAGCGUAUUUCGGAGGUGGAUUUUACGCAGGAUUGUUUUGGUAGAGACUAA